Molecule: messenger RNA, 2214 nt
Organism: Eublepharis macularius
Lineage: Eukaryota; Metazoa; Chordata; Lepidosauria; Squamata; Eublepharidae
Gene: AFG1L
Product: AFG1 like ATPase
Exons: 13
Coding region: 123-1547 (474 amino acids)
Cellular component (GO): cytoplasm; mitochondrion
Molecular function (GO): ATP binding; ATP hydrolysis activity
Source: RefSeq, a predicted model, not a curated record
CAGGGUGAAGGUGACUGAGCUCGACGUGGUUAAAGCGGCAACUGCUGUUCAGUAGCUGUUUGUUUCUUAUCAAUUCAAUAGCCUUCUUUUUCGGUGGGGCGAGGGGGCGAAGCUUUGGCAAGAUGGCGCCACCCGUGUCGCCCUUGGUUACUGGGCGCUGCUUUCUGAGGGCAGCAGCUCGGCACGUUGUUCUCUUGCUAACUAGGUGGUCUGAGGCCGGCGCCCCGCGGAAAGCUUAUGCAGUUCAGGCAGCUGAGAAAACAACCAGUAGCACUCUAGCAGAUGCUCAUUCUAAGGCAUUGUUGGUUUGCAAUGGACCUUUAGAGCAUUAUGAGUUUCUAGUCAAAACAGAGGAGCUGAAGAAUGAUGAACAACAACGGAAAGUCAUACAGUGCCUACAGAAGCUACAUGAAAGCCUUAAAGGCUAUGGUAUCAGUUCAAAACACAUCUUAUCAAAGUGGUUUACAAGACACAAACCUUCAAAAGGCCUUUAUGUCUAUGGAGAUGUUGGCACGGGAAAGACAAUGGUGAUGGACAUAUUUUAUUCUCAUAUACAAGUAGAGAGAAAAAAGAGAGUCCAUUUUCAUGGCUUCAUGUUAGAUGUGCAUAAAAGAAUACAUCGCCUUAAGCAGAGUUUACCAAAGAGAAAACCUGGGUUAAUGGCUAAAUCAUAUGAUCCAAUAGCCCCUAUAGCUGCUGAAAUAACUGAUGAGGCUUGUCUCCUGUGUUUUGAUGAAUUUCAGGUCACAGACAUUGCUGAUGCCAUGAUUCUCAAGCAGCUUUUUGAAAACCUGUUCCAAAAUGGUGUUGUUGUUGUGGCAACGUCCAAUAGGCCACCAGAAGACCUCUAUAAAAAUGGGCUCCAGAGAGCUAACUUUGUGCCGUUCAUUGCAGUGCUGGAGAAAUAUUGUAACACCAUCCAACUGGAUUCUGGGAUAGACUACAGGAAACAAGGGCUUCUGGCCACAGGGAAGCUUUACUACCUCACAAGUGAAGCUGAUGUGGAGGCUGUCAUGGAUAAGUUGUUUGAUGAGCUGGCUCAAAAACAAAAUGAUUUAACUAGACCAAGGAUUUUAAAAGUACAAGGCAGAGGGCUGAGAGUGAAUAAAGCAUGUGGAACCGUUGCAGACUUCACGUUUGAAGAGCUGUGUGACAGACCACUUGGUGCCAGUGAUUAUUUGGAAAUAGCCACACAUUUUGACUUGGUCUUCAUUCGUAAUAUACCUCUGCUUACAAUGGCAAAAAAGACUCAAGCUCGGCGCUUCAUUACUCUCAUUGAUACAUUUUAUGACAAAAAGGUACGCAUCGUUUGUUCUGCAUCAGCACCACUUCAAAACAUAUUUCUUCAAGAACAUCAUGAUAGUGGCCAGGAUGAAAGUAGAAUACUGAUGGAUGAUUUGGGGUUGAGCCAGGAUUCUGCUAAAGAGCUCUCUAUGUUUACGGGAGAAGAGGAGAUUUUUGCUUCUCAGCGUACCAUCUCACGACUCACUGAAAUGCAGACUGAACAGUACUGGAAGGAAGGGGAUAGGAGCAAAACCCAAUUGUAGCUAAAAGGCUGAUGUAAACCAGCAUAAAUAGUGGUCAUAAAGAAGAAAAAGUUCUAGCUUCAUCAGAAAAUAUUUUUGAUAAUGCAUCAUCUGCUGUUUCACUUUAAUAUCAAAAAUACACAGGUCUGGGAAAUAAAGGUGAAGGGAUUUACUUGCUAAGACACCCAAGUGGGGACAAGGUAGCAGUUUUGUGCCUUUUGUGUAUAUGAAAUUCCUUUCCCCAACCUAAAGCAAAGUCUUUAUUGAGCUAGAUUUAAAUUCUCUUCUGUCUAUAAAAUGGAGUGAAUGGGGAGAAUACAAACUGACCCUUUAUCUGCAGUCAGUGUCUCAUGGGUGUAAAACUGCAGCUUGUAUAACGAAAGACUCAGGCCUAGAAAUUGAAAAAUGUAUUUGACCACCUUCAGUGCUUUGUUUAGGUAUGAGGUAUAGAAUUGCAGGUCCUGUCUGAUCCUUUGAAUUCUUCGGAUUUUGUUCUUCCAGCCACCAACUGAAGCAUACGGAAGUUUUGAAACAUCAGCAUAUUGUUGUAACAGGUUUCUCUGAAGUAUGGUUCUGCCAUCCUAAGUAUAAUUAUUUUAAGGUUCUUUUACUGACAGUACAAAGGAUUUGAUCUUAUUAGUAGUUGUACUGGCGAUACGUAUAAUUUUUAAAAAUGUAAGUGGAUGCA